This is a messenger RNA of Hypoxylon fragiforme, 1733 nucleotides long. Its product is annotated as MFS general substrate transporter. Gene Ontology annotation, molecular function: transmembrane transporter activity. NCBI's taxonomy places the organism in Eukaryota, Fungi, Ascomycota, Sordariomycetes, Xylariales, Hypoxylaceae. The record is from RefSeq and is a predicted model, not a curated record. The transcript is spliced from 3 exons. Gene Ontology annotation, biological process: transmembrane transport. Gene Ontology annotation, cellular component: membrane. Bases 116 to 1603 code for a protein of 495 amino acids.
AUCUUAGCAUUAUUGGACCCUUUUUUUGACGAAGCUGUGUUAAAUAUCAGAAUGCCCCGGACCUGCUCAUACGAAAUAUUCAACUUCCAUCAGAAAUUGGUUCUAAAAACUCGAAAUGGGAGAAAAGGAGACUGUAACGACGAAGGGGGUGGAUGAGGCCGAAGUUCAUGUGGCUGCCAAAACCCCCAUCAACGGCGAUGAUGAAUCUAGCCAUACUCUGUCGCCAGUAGCUGAGAAGCCCAAGCAGACAUGGCGGUCAUAUCUCUGGGAUACAUUCGAUAAAUCUCCGGAGGAGAGGCAUUUCCUAUUCAAACUUGACGCAGUCAUCUUAACCUUUGCUUCUCUGGGCUACUUCAUCAAGUACUUAGACCAGGUGAAUGUCAACAGUGCUUUCGUGUCCGGCAUGAAAGAAGAUCUGGGCCUUUACGGAAACCAGCUCAACUACAUGAUCGCAUGCUGGACGGUUGGCUAUGUUAUUGGUGAAGUGCCAAGUAAUAUGUUGCUCACUAAGAUCCGCCCCUCUAUCUGGAUUCCGGCUUGUGAAGUUGUCUGGUCGGUACUUACCAUUCUACUCUCAAAAUGCACCUCAGCAACGCAAAUCUACGUCUUGAGGUUUUUUAUUGGCCUUGCCGAGUCGGCAUUUUACCCAGGAUUGCAAUACGUUAUUGGAAAUCGAAAGGACGAGCUCGCAAAACGAAGCUGCAUCUUUCACGCUAGCGGUGCGAUAGGCAGCAUGUUUUCCGGCUACCUGAUGACAGCCGUCUACAACCUCAACGACGUCGACGGCUACAGGGGCUGGCAGUGGCUCUUCAUCAUCAACACCGUCAUCUCCCUGCCCAUCGCCAUCGCGGGCUUCUUCUUCUUCCCGGACGUCCCCGAGAUCACCCGCGCCUGGUGGCUGACCAAGGACGAGAUAGCGCUCGCCAAGAAGCGCAUGCAGCUGGAGGGCAGAGCCAACAGGGGCACCUACACGAAGGCCAAGUUCCGCAAGAUCUUCUCGUCCUGGCACAUCUACGCGCUCACGCUGCUCUACAUUUUCUUCAACAACGGCGGCGGCAACGGCGGCCAGCCGGCUUUCGCGCUCUGGCUGAAGCAGGAAGGGUACGGCGUCGCGGCCGUCAACUCCUACCCGACUCUCACUUCGGCGGUUGCGGUGAUCUUCACGUACAUAUAUGCGUGGACGUCUGAUUCCGUUUUCAAGGGUGCCCGGUGGCCGGCUAUGGUGUUCUCAGGGGUCGUCAAUAUCAUUACCAACACGAGCCUCGCGGUGUGGGAUAUCCCUGAUGGCUGGAAGUGGGCGUGCUACGUGCUAGGUUUGAUUGGAGGAGGGAUCAGCGGACUGACGUUCGCGUGGGCUCACGAGAUCUGCAGCGAUGAUAAUGAAGAACGCGCGCUGGUCAUAGGAGCCAUGAAUGAGAUGGCCUAUGUGGUGCAGGCGUGGCUCCCGUUGAUCAUCUGGCAGCAGGUCGAUGCACCGCAGUAUCCUAAGGGGUUCAUCACUAUGGUGUUCUUUGCCGCGGGUCUCAUUGUUACUGCUCUUACGAUACGCUUCCUACAUCAUCGCGAACUCGCGGCAAAAGCACGGACUGUGAGUGUAGAAUAGUCACCUAGAUAAUGCCGGAGGCGGUAGAUGAGUUGACAAUGGUUCUCCUAAGCACUGGGAUAUAGCGUUAGAUGUAGCAUUAGAAGACUGGCAAUGAACUUGGCUUAAGCAAGUCUCUCCUUAUACCAAU